Drosophila rhopaloa is the source of this 1255-nucleotide messenger RNA. RefSeq lists its product as uncharacterized. The coding region runs from base 75 to 1241 and encodes 388 amino acids. The transcript has 4 exons. NCBI's taxonomy places the organism in Eukaryota, Metazoa, Arthropoda, Insecta, Diptera, Drosophilidae. The record is from RefSeq and is a predicted model, not a curated record.
UGACCAACCAAAGCCAAAGGGAUACCAGCUUUCAAUAUUCGUACCGCCAGAAAUCAAUUGAACCAUUUACAACCAUGCACAAGAAUACCAUUUGGUACGGAGCCGUGCUCUUGGUCGUCUACUUCACCCUAGUCUUUUGCGAGGAGACGGAGAAUGUUGAGCCACCGGCAGAAGUGGAUAGCCAAGCGGGGGACACUUGGGAGAAUCUCGGCCGGGAGUUAAUGGAAUUCGAAGGACGCACUCGCCGCCAUCGCCACCACAUGUUCUGGUAUCGUCACCUGUGGCCCAUUGCCAUUGCCUACUGGAUCAAGGUGAAAGUGGUGAUUGUUUCCUUCUUUGUGGGAAGCGCAAUUUUCGUUGGUCUACGCUAUUUCUGGCCCCAUGCCAGGUGCAAUCAGGAGAUCAUCCUGGAUCAUCCUCCUUCAUCUUACUCCCAUCACGAUCACAUUCCCUACUCCCUGGAUCACGAUCACUCGGAUCACUAUGAUUCCCCCACUUCCUUUGACUCCAGUCCCAGCUUCGAGCCCUAUUCCGGAUAUAGCAGCUAUGCAGGAUCGGACAUUGUCUCCGAUGUGCACGGCGACUACCACAGCGAAUCUCCCUCGGGUCCCGCUGGUCCAAGUGGCCCAACUGGUCCCGUGGAUACGCGCCGUCGCGGCAGGCGUAGCACUAAAGAUCAGGCUCAUUUAAUUCAGGAGGAGGAGCAGCAGCCAGAGGAGGAGCAGGUGGAGAUUGUGGAUGAGGAGAUUUCAGAGAGUGUGGCCCGUCAAAUGCCCGCCGAAGAGCAGAUUGCCGACUUUAUGUUCGCCUUCUUGGGUCUGGACUCCAAGGCCUGCCGUCGCCGCUUCGUCUGUGAAAUGGAGUUCCGUUCUAAGUUGAAUCCCCUGACCAGCAUGGCCUUCCGCAUUGUGGGUCGUGGAUUCUUUGAGAAGUACACCAACGCUAGGAAUCCUGAGGCCAGGGCCACUAACUUCGGCGAGUGUGCGGCCGUAAAUCCCGAGUGCAUUUUCGUCGAGAACGCCGAGGAGAACCCCGAAGGGGAGACGCAUCAAGAGGAGCAGCAACAGGAAGAGGAGCAGCAACAGGAAGACGAGCAGCAGCAAGAGGAUCAGCAGGCAGCCACCGAGGAAUCCGCCGUUGAGGAUUCCCAGAACGAGAUCAACCUCCAAGCUGAAAGGCGACAUGCCAAGCACAAGAAUCGCAAACUUAGCUCAAUUGCCGAGCACAUCCUGAUGCAUUAGAACAGCCCUGUUAA